This is a messenger RNA of Dermatophagoides pteronyssinus (European house dust mite), 4040 nucleotides long. It is a transcript of the gene syd, whose product is annotated as JNK-interacting protein syd. Gene Ontology annotation, cellular component: cytoplasm. The record is from RefSeq and is a predicted model, not a curated record. NCBI's taxonomy places the organism in Eukaryota, Metazoa, Arthropoda, Arachnida, Sarcoptiformes, Pyroglyphidae. Gene Ontology annotation, molecular function: kinesin binding; MAP kinase scaffold activity; signaling receptor complex adaptor activity. Gene Ontology annotation, biological process: vesicle-mediated transport.
AAUCUUUUAAACUACUAUUCAUUAAUAACAUAUUUUUUUCAACUAUCAUAUCAUCAUGGAUAUCAUCCUACAGGAUCAAGAUUCUAAAUCAAAAAUGAAAUCAAAUAACAACUAUAAUAAUAGUGAUAUGAAUCUAUUAAAUAAUAAUAAUAAUAAUAAUUCAAUAAAAGGUAUCAAAGAUACUACGAAGAUGGCAAAAGAAUCAUCAAAUAAAGACGAUAUGAAUCAUCCGAACACUAAUAAUAAUAAUAAUAAUAAUACGACUGAUCUUCAAGUGCAAUCAUCAACAUCAUCGGCCAAUAAUAGUCCAAUAUUUGGAACACCUAUCACAAUCACCAAUGAAACUAUAUAUGAAUUUGGUAGCCAUUUUGAGAAUCCAUCACAUGUGAUCAGCGAAAAGGUGCAAAAUUUGGCAUCACAAAUCUAUAAUGAAUUGCAAAAAAUUCUCACCCGUUAUAAUGAUGAUGAAGAAGCAGUUAAUGGUCUUAUGCCAUUGAUAGUCAAUGUUCUUGAAAGUUUGGAUCUAGCGUUGAUUGAAAAUCAACAAUUACAGGUUGAUCUGGAAUUAUGUAAAGAUGAUAAUGAACAAUUAGUACAAGCAUUUGAAAAAGAAAAACAACAUAAGAAAAAGAUUGAACAGCGAUUAUUUGAAUAUGAAUUUUCUACUGAAGAAGAAAAACAACAUUAUCAACAACAUAUCGAUUCAUUAGCCAAUAUUGUUAAAAUGUUGGAAUUGAAAUCUAAAAAUUCAUCUGAUCAUUCAUCUAGACUUGAAGAAAAAGAAAGCGAAAUGAAAAAAGAAUACUCAAAAUUACAUGAAAGAUAUAACGAACUUCGACGUAGUCAUUUUGAUCUAAUGGAAAGGGUAAAAAUUAUCUUGGGAACUGAUAUGGACAAUAAAGAUUUAAGCAGUAAAGAACCGCCAAAUUUUUCUAAUUUAGCAAAUAUAUUUCGUACGAAUUUACAAAAAUUUGCUUCAAAUGAAGAUAAUAUGGAAAAUUAUGACCUAUCUGGAAUGAGUACAACAAAUGCUAGAGUUGAUGAUGAUGAUGUUGGCCAUUCGUUUAUUCAUCAGUCCAGUAAUUCAUUCGUCACAUCUGAUGGAGCAUCAAAUCGUCAGGAUCGAUGGAUGGAAACAGAAAUGUCAUAUGAUGAUACGACAACCAUUAUCGAAGAUGUUGAAGAAUUACAAAAAGAUAAUAGUAAAGAUAAAAAUCGUGAUCAAAGUUUGUCAGGAAAAUUUGUUCACCCAAGUGAAUAUUCUACUAAUGAAAAUUUUUUCGGCAUGGAAAAAGAAAUUGAAAAUUUAAUCACCGAAAAUAAUGAGCUAAUGGCUACUAAAAAUGCUUUGAAUAUUGUUAAAGAUGAUCUUAUUGUCAAAGUUGAUGAACUACAAAGUGAUUUGGCAAUGUGUAAUAAUGAAAUACAACAACGGGAAGCGGUUCAGGAACGAUUAAAAUCACGAAUAUCACAAUUGGAAGAAGAAUUGAAAAAGAAUAAAGAAGAACUUGACGAUUGUAAACAAAAAUUAACCGCCUUAAAAGAGGAUGAAGAAGAAGGUGUACCGAUGGCACAACGUAAACGUUUUACACGUGUAGAAAUGUCUCGUGUGUUGAUGGAACGAAAUAGUUACAAAGAAAAAUAUUUCGAAUUACAAGAAGCUUUAAAAUGGGCAGAAUUAAGCCGCGCUAGUAGAAGUGAAGAUAAAAGAUCGAAUUUUUGGAAAUUAGGAAAAACUCCUUGGAUUGGUUUUAGCAAUCUAUUUAAUCCAAGUCCGACGACUGGAACCAUCGAUCAAACUCGAACAUCAGUUCCUGGUUCAGCAACAUUACCGGCUGGUACACCUGCAAUACGUUAUUCAGUAAAUCCAACUACAACUAUACCAGCAUUGGAAGCAAUGAGACGUCGUGCCCGUGUACAACAGAAUGGUGAUCUCGAAUUAAUGAUGGAUUCGGAUUUAUCAUCCGAAAGAGCUAGAGCAAUGAAAAAUCUUAAAGCACAUGUUAGCCUUUCUGGUAAUGGUGAUCGUAUUCAAGCCUAUGGUUGGAGUAUAACAGGUGCCUCAUCAUCAUCAUCAUCUUCGCCAAGUUCUGAUCCAACAAACAAAUCAUCCUUUUCAUUGAAAAAUACAUCGGUUCCUGUUCCUAUAUAUUGUCGGCCAUUAGGUGGUGAAGAUAUUGGCAUGAAAAUCUGGUGUGCUACUGCUGUUGAUUUAAGUGGUGGUGAGGCAGGAUUUCCUGAUACAAGUAAUGCCUCAAAUAAAUUGGAUUAUGAAAAUUGCAAAAGUAAUCAAGAUCCAUUAACCGAUUUAGAAAAUGAAAUCGGUGAAGCAAUCAAAGAGCAAACAUUACCAACUGAUCAACAAUAUUCAAAUUUUGUUUGGAUAUGCAGUGUUAGUCAUUCUAAAAGUAAAGUGACUAUUGUCAAUAUACGAAGCAAUCCGGGUGAAGUUCUUGAUUCAUUUUUUAUUAAAACACAUUUACUUUGUAUCUGUUCAAUACCGGGUGCUAAAAAUAGUGAUUUUCUUGGUGAUCAUGGUGUAUCGAUACAAUCUGAUGAACAGCCAGAAUUGUUUUUAAGCUAUCGAAAAGAAAAACCAUUAAAUGAUGUGGCUACAUCGAUUACAUUUUCAUCACCUGUGCCCAGUAUACAAUCGGAUGUUUCAACUAAUUUAGAUAACAAUUCGAUUACCAAUGAUGAUGAGGCGAUAAAAGCGGAAGAAGCCUCCAGUGUUAAUUCAAUGCCAAUCUUAUCGACAUCAAAUGAACAAACAACUGAAGCCAAGAAUGUAACAUUAGAAAAAUUAACAGAUUAUGUUGCAUAUACACAGCCACCGUCGCCUACGAAUUCAAUGAAUGGCUGUGAUGAUGAUAGUGACCAACGAUCACAUAAUCAACAAAAAUCUAAUCUAUCUUCAUCACCACAAGCAGAAACAAAUACAAUACGGUCAUCUAGUUCAUCAUUGCCCAUACAAUCAAUGUCGACACGAUUACCGACAAUGUGGCUUGGUGGUCAAAAUGGUGUCCUUUAUGUACACUCAGCCAUUACUCAAUGGUCACAUUGUAUAGCAACCGUACAUUUGUCUGAUUCAAUUCUACAUAUUGUUCAUUAUCGUGGACGAGUUUUUGUUGCAUUAGCCAAUGGUCAAUGUUGUAUAUUCUAUCGUUGUGAACAAACUGGUGAAUGGAAUUUCAAUCAAUAUUACACACUUGAUAUUGGAAUUUAUUCGACCUCGAUGAACAAUCAACAAUCAUCAUCGGAAACGAAUAACAAUAACAAGCAGCCACAGACAGCACUAUAUUCGAUCAGAUGCUUGGAAAUUGUUAAAGAUGUUGUAUGGCUUGGUUAUCGAAAUUUGAUAUUCAUUGUUAAUACACGAACAUUUAAAGUGAUCAAUUUUUUCAUCGCUCAUCCGCGUAAAGAAACCUAUGUGCGGCAUUUAGCUGUCAUGGGAGAUGGUGUUUGGUGUUCGUUUCGAUUGGAUUCAACAUUACGAUUGUAUUCGGCAUUAAAACCUUAUCAACAUUUACAAACGAUCGACAUUGAACCAUAUGUAACAAAGAUGGUCAUGUCCAAAUCAUUCAACUUUGUUAGAAUAACAGCACUUAAAGCAAGUAAUCAUCGAUUAUGGAUUGGUACAUCUAAUGGCGUUGUUUUAUGUUUACCUUGUGCCACAACGGCUGCAAGAAAAUCUGAUGAUAAUAAUACGAUGGCUGCUUUAAGUAAAAAAAUUCAAACCACCGAAGCAACUGGAUCAUUAACGAUAUCAUCAUUUAUACCUUUAUGUGAUGUAGCAACCAUACAGCUGUCUUUUCAUGGCCAUAAAGAUAAUAUUAAAUUUUUUGUCUGUACAAAUAAUCUUAUACUUAGUGGUGGCGAAGGAUAUAUUGAUUUCCGUAUCAACAACAGUAAUGAUGUCAGUUGUUCAUUAUCGAAAGGUGAUCGUUCACAUUUAAUUGUUUGGGAAAUAAACGCCUGAAAAAAAUAAUACAUCUUAAAUUUAUUUUGAACAUUUGAUUUUUUUUAAUAAUUAUCACUGU